AUGGCGUCCGCCGCCGCGUGGUCGCUCGCCUCCCUCUACCCCGCGUGCAUAGCUUGCCGCAAGCAGAUCGACGCGUUGGUGGCGUCCUGCGAGGCCUCCGGCCCUGGAGGCCCCUCGGGGCUGUCUGCGUUUGAGGCGGGCGGCGCGCCGAAGGCCUCCGUAGCCACGCAGCAGCGGCUGGUCGCGCUGACGCGACAGCUGGAAAGGGACCUCGCACGACUCGACGCGGCCUUCGAGAGCGAGCGGGCGGCGCUUGCGCCGCAGCAGGCCUCGCUGUGGCGGCGACGCCUCGCUGCGCUCCACGAGGACGCGCAGGCGCUGCAGAGCGCCGUGGACGUGCAGCUCGGCUCUGUGUACCGCCGGCAAGUCGAGGAGAAGCGCCAGCGCGAGGCGCUUCUCGACGGGCGGCAGCGGGAGGCUGAGCGGACGCGGGAGGCCGAACUGAGCUACGCGCGCGAGCGCGACAAGCUGCAUGAGAGUCACACGAUGCUGGACGCCGUCCUCGCGGAGGGCCGCGGCGUCCUGGACAAGAUGGUGCAGCAAAACAGCAUCCUGAAGACUGCCAAGCGGAAAAUCCUCGACAUGAGCACCUCCGCCGGGCUCUCCGCCAGUAUCAUCGGCGCCGUAACCCGCCGCCAAGCCACUGACCGGAAAAUCGUUUUCGCCGGCAUGCUUGCGACGCUCCUCUUCUUCUUCCUCCUGUACCGCUUCUUCCACAGCGGCUCAGCUGGCAGCGCCGAGCCCACUGACGCGUCUGGGGACGGCGCCUGGGCGUCGGAUGCCGCCGCAGCAGCGCGGAGGCUGGACGCUGCAGACGCGGCGACAGCCAGCGGAGAAGCGGGUUGGGCGGCGGGCGCGCCUGGGGACUACGGGCGCUGA
This is a messenger RNA of Besnoitia besnoiti, 879 nucleotides long. RefSeq names its product putative SNARE protein. Lineage: Eukaryota; Apicomplexa; Conoidasida; Eucoccidiorida; Sarcocystidae. The record is from RefSeq and is a predicted model, not a curated record. The transcript has a single exon. Gene Ontology annotation, biological process: vesicle fusion. Gene Ontology annotation, molecular function: SNAP receptor activity; SNARE binding. Gene Ontology annotation, cellular component: late endosome membrane; endoplasmic reticulum membrane; ER to Golgi transport vesicle membrane. Bases 1 to 879 code for a protein of 292 amino acids.